UAAUUUGAUGCUAUUUGAAAAAGUAAUAUUAUUGUGACGCUGGAGCUGUUCCUAAUGCUGGGUCCAGGUAGCGAAUAACGAGCAAGGGCUGCAACGCCGAGAUGGGCUGAAAACCUGUUAUCCCUUGGUAGGAUGAAUGCAUGUCCGUCGUUCAGUCAAUGUUUGUCUGACAUCGUUAUGGAUAAACAACUAGGCGUCAAAUCGGACCCACCGCACCAAAAGGAACUAUACCUAGUGUCCUCUUGUUGGCUUUUAUGCCAAACCGGUACAUGUGGUCCUUUAGAUACCGUAUUGAAUCGUUAGGUGCUAGACUCCGCUGGUUGUACAGUAGAAAUAAUGUCAGUAACGAGAAGGCUGCAAUUCUGAUAUGAUUUUUGAAGCAAGUGGCUCCUUCUUCAUCCCUUUGUGCAGAGUUUCUUCUCCCCUGUGUGCGGUGAAGUAGAUAGUAGAGCCUCCUAGCUUUCCUAAACCUAACUUCAUCUUUGGUAUUAAAGCAUGAAGAUGAAGUUUAGCUAUUGCUAUUAAUUUCUGGCGAUCGUCAAGCAAUUUUUUCUAGCUGGAUAAGCCGUAACUGAUGUAGUCGACCUGGUAGCGACGGCCGUGAGUUGGUCGUGUCUCACUCAACCGAGCCCUUCGACGUAAUAAAUAGUUCCUACGAAUGUCAUAGCCGUUCCGUAACAUGGGUUUUUUACAUACUGAUCUUCACACUCAUCUUCAUAAAAAAUCUACAGAAAAGUAGACAUCGAUCUACAGCAAAACGGCUUAAUCGGUCUUUCGUUCGUAAUUCGACAGGUGCCUGCUCUCUGAUGUGAAUCUCUGACUUGGAAAUUGUAAUUUCUUCGGAGGGGAAGUGAAAGCUGUAGGAGGCUCGAACAAUCUCUAUCGAGCUUUUCUGAAUAGCUGCUACGCGCCAAACCAUCAUGAAGAAUCAUGAAGCAUGGCAGUGGCACAACAAUUGACAUCUGCAAGAAUAUACUUUGGUUUUUAAUCGUGAAAUGGGGUGCAUGGAAAGAAAUGCUGAACCCGGCCCCACACGAUGUAUAUGGGCGCACUUACAACAUAAGCAUGCAUACGAGGACUUCACCUCAAGCACUCAUGGAGUUCAUUAAGAUGUGAGCACUCAUGUGAACUACGAAAAACAGAAUAGUUCUAAUACUGUAGUUAUUGCGUAUUUUCGUAAAAGCGAUUAUUGAGACUGAAAUGGGGGAAAAGACAGUAGAUGAAGUUCUCUAGGAUACAGUCAGAAAAAUCCUCAACAGCAUAUGACGAACAUUGAACUUUUCUAAUUCAUGACAGACUGGGUGUGUGGGUUUACAUAAUG
Amoebophrya sp. A25 is the source of this 1321-nucleotide messenger RNA. Lineage: Eukaryota; Dinophyceae; Syndiniales; Amoebophryaceae. The record is from the annotation of a GenBank genome assembly.